This is a messenger RNA of Benincasa hispida (wax gourd), 1847 nucleotides long. NCBI's taxonomy places the organism in Eukaryota, Viridiplantae, Streptophyta, Magnoliopsida, Cucurbitales, Cucurbitaceae. The record is from RefSeq and is a predicted model, not a curated record.
GGAAAAUUAGGGAGAGAGGGAGAGAGGGAGAGAGAGAAGAGUGGUGAGGGGUAAAAUGAAGGUCAAGUAAUGUUAUCAAAGCCCUUAGGCAUUGCCUUGAGAAGCAAAAGCAUCAAAAUUUUAAUAAAAUAUUUAUUGAAUUCCAUUUAUUUUAUACCUAUAUAAAUAAAGUACUUUGUUAUGUUAUUGGUGUUUUCAUUUAUCAUUUUUUUUAAAAAAUCUCUCUAUCUCUUUUCAUUUCAAUUUUUGUUCAAACCCAAAACACACAGAUCCAAAUCCAAAUCCAAAUCCAAAUCCCCCAUAUGUACCAAUCAACUUCUUCCUCUUCUUCUUCUCAGAAAUCCAUGCCCUCCGCCCACGCCGGCGCCGGUCUCGGCGGCGGUGGUAGUGGUGGUGGUGGUGGUCUUACUCGGUACGGUUCCGCGCCUGGAUCUCUCCUGACCACGGCGGUCGAUUCCGUGAUUGGGAGUCGGCAACCGGACUCCGCCGCCACGCUCCGUGGGCCACCAUCGUUCGGCGGCCACUACUUCUCCUCUGUUGAUUCCUCCGUCGUGGAGUCCUCAAGGAAGGUUGUUCAGUCGUCGUCUACUUCCAACGAUCUGAAAUCGUCGUCGUCUACUACCGCCGCCGCCGCCGCCGCCGCCGCCUUGAAUAGGUCGUACGGAUUCAACGAUUUGGCGUUAGGGGAUUUCUCGACGGGUAGAAAUUUCAAUAGUAAUGGUGGUCAAUCCUCUUCCUCUUCGCCGUUGGUUCGCCAGAGAAGCUCGCCGGCUGGAUUUCUCGGCCAUCUCUCCGUCGCCGAACCAAACGGAGGGUUUUCAUUGACAAUGGGAGGUGGUGGAAAUGGAAUAGGAAGACUAAAAUCCCAAAUGAGCUUCAAUGGGCAAGAUAAUUCACUUUCUCAAAUCUCAGAAAUGAGUGAAAGUUUUGUUGAGGCAGCCAAUUCUUGUAGCAAUGGCCUUCAAAGCAACACCAAUUCCACACAUUCCUUUGGCCCCUCUGCCUUUGCUAUGGACUCUUCUUGGGAAACAUCCAAUAAUUCCAUUGUCUUUGGUGCCCCUCAUGCUAAAAGAUCUAAGCACCAUUCCGAUGCCGACUUCUUCACCAGCCUCGAGUCUCAAGUACGUAUCCUGCCACAAACAACCCUAGAAAUGGCAGCUGUGGAGAGGCUGCUUCAAAUUCCGGAAGACUCUGUUCCUUGUAAGAUUCGAGCCAAGCGUGGAUGUGCUACUCAUCCUCGGAGUAUCGCCGAACGGGAGAGGAGAACUAGAAUCAGCGGAAAAUUGAAAAAACUUCAAGAACUUGUUCCCAACAUGGAUAAGCAAACAAGCUAUUCAGACAUGUUGGACUUAGCAGUGCAGCAUAUUAAAGGUCUUCAAAAUCAAAUUCAGAAGCUUAACAAAGAAGUUGAAAAUUGCACCUGUGGAAGCAAAGAAUGCUUAUAACAUCUGGAAUUAUUGGGAGUUGGAAACAUGAAUUCUACCUCAAAUUUUGCCUUUUUUAAAAAAAUUUAUUGUGUUCUUUCCACUAACCCAAAAAAUUAAAUAAUAAUAAUAAUAAUAAUAAUAAUAAUAAUAAUAAUAAAAGGAAAGACAAAAGAAAACAAGAGUAAAGGGCAUUAGUUUGUACAUAAUGGAAGUAGCUCUCCAGCUCUUAUUAAUUCCCAAAUUUUAAUUGGAAUUUCAUAAGCUUAAUUCUUCUUUUUUUUUUUUUUUCCAUGUAAAAUAAUUUUUGAAUUCUUCUGUUUGGUUCCCUACUAUUUUUGUUUGCUUUGUCUUUGUAAUAUUUGAGAAACCUAUAUCCUUGACUCUUUAAUUUCAUUAUUCAUGAUUGUCUUUUUAGAGAAA